Molecule: messenger RNA, 474 nt
Organism: Nilaparvata lugens (brown planthopper)
Lineage: Eukaryota; Metazoa; Arthropoda; Insecta; Hemiptera; Delphacidae
Product: glutamic acid-rich protein-like
Exons: 2
Coding region: 1-474 (157 amino acids)
Source: RefSeq, a predicted model, not a curated record
AUGGCGUUCUCACAUGAAGAGGACGAAGUGGUGGGGGAAGGCAACGGAAUAGUUGUCAUUGAAGAGAUGAGAUGGAUGAUGAUGAUGACGACCAAGGGACCGAGGAUGACGAUACUCCUAGAGGUGAAGGAUAAGGAAGAAGAGGAGAAGGAGGAGGAACAAGAAGAAGCCGAAGAUGAGGAUGACGAUGAAGAUGGAGAUAAAGAUGAAGAUGAAGGUGGCGACAAUAAUGGUAAAAGUGACGAUGAUGUUGGCAAAAGUGACGAAGAUGAACCGAAAAGUGACGACGAACCUAGAAGCGAUGAAAAAAGCAAGGAGGAUAAAGAGAAAACGGCUUUCGAUAACGACGAUGACGAUGGAACAAUUUCAUCGGAUGAAGAUGCCGAUCUAAUUGAGUCACGAAGCAAGAAAGAAAUUCCUCUGGAAGCUUUCAACAUGGAUGAAGAAAAAGACUUGGGCAGACUUGGUACAUGA